This is a messenger RNA of Lachancea meyersii CBS 8951, 705 nucleotides long. The record is from the annotation of a GenBank genome assembly. NCBI's taxonomy places the organism in Eukaryota, Fungi, Ascomycota, Saccharomycetes, Saccharomycetales, Saccharomycetaceae.
AUGGAUUUGGAAGUUUGGUCGGUGGUGCUGUUACUGGUGUUGCAAUGGCUCGUGGUGCGAAUAAUCUUGGUGGUUCCUAUUUUCGGAUUGCAGCAUGAUAGGUUGCUGGAGACUGCGAGCGCGAGAAGCGUUGCGGGAUCACGAAAAUUGAAGCUGUUUGUCUUCCUGGGCUCUGGAGGCCACACAGGUGAAAUGCUGCGUUUGCUCGAAAAUUAUCAGGAAACGCUACUGCGACCAGGGCAGACCACACUGACCGUGGGCGUUUCUGACGAGGCCAGUCUGGCACGGUUUCGUCAUACUCUGGGCGCAUAUCUGGACUCGCAGCAAAUUGAAGUGCAAGUAUGCAGAUUUGGCAAGGCACGCGAGGUGGGUGCCUCGAAGCUUCAGUCGGCGAAAAGCGUGGUGCAGACCCUUGCUGGGGCAAUGUGGACCCUGACGUGGCUCAAAUGGCAAUUUGUGGGUCAGCCACAUUUGGUGCUGCUAAACGGGCCCGGUACAUGCUGCAUCAUCGCUGGAUGGUUAAAACUGCUGGAAAUCGUGACAACGACGCGGUCCAAAAUCGUGUAUGUCGAGAGUUUGGCUCGCACCAGCACACUGAGUCUCAGUGGGAAACUCCUGUAUCCGCUGGUGGAUGAAUUUGUCGUGCAGUGGAGCGAGUUGUGCGACAAGUACGGUCGUGCACGCUGUUUUGAGAUCCUAGUAUGA